This is a messenger RNA of Magallana angulata, 420 nucleotides long. Its product is annotated as arginine kinase-like. Gene Ontology annotation, biological process: phosphocreatine biosynthetic process. The transcript has 2 exons. Gene Ontology annotation, molecular function: creatine kinase activity. NCBI's taxonomy places the organism in Eukaryota, Metazoa, Mollusca, Bivalvia, Ostreida, Ostreidae. The record is from RefSeq and is a predicted model, not a curated record. The coding region runs from base 1 to 420 and encodes 139 amino acids.
AUGUCACUGGAGGAAUUGUGGAACACGCUAAAGAAUGCAACUGACUGCAAAACUCUGCUGAAGAAACAUUUGACCGAAGAAGUUUACCAGCAGCUCAAAGAUAGGAAAACAAAGUUCGAUGGAACACUCAUUCAUUGUAUUAAGUCAUCAGGCUGUAACAACCUGGACGGCGGCUGUGGGAUUUUCGCCAGUGACCCCGAUGCCUAUGAGGUUUUUAAGGAGGUGCUCCACCCAGUCAUAAAGGACUACCACAAAGUGUCAGAGAUCAAGCACUCAAAACCAGACUUUGGCGAUUUUAACAACCUCGGAUUUGGCGACCUUGACCCGAGCGGAGAUUUCAUCGUCUCUACGCGGGUCAGGGUCGGAAGUAGCCACGCCAGCUAUGGGUUUCCACCAAUGGUCAAUGCUGAGGUCAGUUAA